CCGCCCCGUCCCCUCCCACAGGCCGUCCCCUUCGGUCCCACUCCCCUCCCUCCCUGCGUUCUCGGAAGAAAAAACCGCUGUCCUCUCCUCCCUCCUCCGAGAGAAACCGGCAGAGAUGGGUUCGGCCAAGCGACUGAACCGGGAACUGGCGGACAUCAAGGCAUCGGGCAAGGCUUUCAUCCGGAACCUGCAGGCCGACGACAAUGUGUUCACCUGGGAGGGGCUGAUCCUGCCGCAACAGCCCCCCUACAACAAGGGGGCUUUCCGGAUUUGCAUUCACUACCCCAGCGAUUACCCGUUCAAGCCGCCCAAGCUAACGUUUAAGACACAAAUUUACCACCCGAACGUAGAUGAGAAGGGGCAAGUCUGUCUGCCAAUCAUCAGCGUGGACAACUGGAAACCUGCCACCAAGAUCAUGCAAGUUAUCGAGUCCCUUGUCCAGCUGAUCGAGAACCCGGAGCCGGAGCACCCGCUGAGGACGGAACUUGCCGAGGAAUACAGCAAGGACCGGGAGAAGUUCCAGAGGAACGCCGAGGAACACACCAGGAAGUACAGCGAGAAGCGGCCGCUGGAUUGAACCGCUCACUGUCCAAGGGGUUGGGGUUGUGGGGUGACGUGGCAUUGAUUGGGUUGGGUGGGGUUGACUGGGUUGAGGUUUGCAUUAAGUUUGGUUGGGAUUGGUCAGUUUAGGUUGAGUUGGGUUGGGAUUGGUUGGUUUGUGUUGACUUGGGUUGGGAUUGGUUGGUUUAGGUUUAGUUGGGUUGGGAUUGGUCAGUUUUGGUUGAGUUGGGUUGGGAUUGGUUGGUUUGUGUUGACUUGGGUUGGGAUUGGUUGGUUUGGGUCGAGUUGGGUGGGAAUUGGUCUGUUUGGGUUGAGUUGGGUUGGGAUUGGUCGGUUUGGGUCGAGUUGGGUGGGCAUUGGUUAUUUGGGUUGAGUUGGGUUGGGUUUGUUGGUUGCGUUGGAUCGGGUUAAGAGUAGCUGGGUUUUAUUGAUGCAAACACAAGGAAUUCUGCAGAUGCUGGAAAUUCAAGCAACACACAUCAAAGUUGCUGGUGAACGCAGCAGGCCGGGCAGCAUCUCUAGGAAGAGGU
Mobula hypostoma (lesser devil ray) is the source of this 1091-nucleotide messenger RNA. RefSeq names its product ubiquitin-conjugating enzyme E2 L3-like. The transcript is spliced from 4 exons. Lineage: Eukaryota; Metazoa; Chordata; Chondrichthyes; Myliobatiformes; Myliobatidae. The record is from RefSeq and is a predicted model, not a curated record. The coding region runs from base 116 to 577 and encodes 153 amino acids.